Messenger RNA from Colletotrichum godetiae, 456 nucleotides. RefSeq lists its product as uncharacterized. The transcript has 2 exons. The coding region runs from base 1 to 456 and encodes 151 amino acids. NCBI's taxonomy places the organism in Eukaryota, Fungi, Ascomycota, Sordariomycetes, Glomerellales, Glomerellaceae. The record is from RefSeq and is a predicted model, not a curated record.
AUGUUAAUCGCCAACGUUGCCUCGAUUUUCUUGCUUUUCUCCGGUCUUUCUGCCGCUGUGCCAAGCCCUCUACUUCCGCAGGCGAGUGACAACACCUUGGAAAUCCGAGCGUCGAAGGAUGUCAAUCCAGCAGCCGUCACUGGCACCACAUGCACAGACAAGGCCGCCAAGAUUGAUACCCACGACAUGAACGUUGCUACACUGGCUAUCUGCGGCGGCAUAGCAGGGUCCAUCCAGAAGUGCGGCGGCGCACCAAAGAGUACCACGGGCGUAUCGGGAACCGCCAAAUUUACCUUGAACCCAACUGCUUCUGGAGCCACCAUUAACGUCUCCAAAGGCCGCUGGGAAGGGUGCAUUCGGGCUGCGAGGGCCACUUGCCCUAGUGGCAGUUUCAAGUCAACCUGCAAAGGAGGCGCAAGCACGGGAGAUGUCGCCUUCACGCUUACGAAUCCAUAG